CCCGACGUCUCCCAAGGCAAACGCCUAGGCCCUCUGCCUCGCCUCUUCUUCCAAAACUGGGCUCAGCCCGAGACUGUGUCCGUGUGAUCUUCCUGCGGGGCCGAAAGUGAUCACAAGAGUCCACACAGCUUUUCCCAGUCUCGCUGCGUGGCACUUUUCCGCACCCUCCCGGCGAUGUGCCAGAAUUCCCCUCGGACGACCGCCAAGGGCAGAAUCCCUGCCCUGUGACGCGACAAAAGCGCCCCGAGACAGUUGUGAAAUCGAGUGUAAAAUGUGAUAUUUGGCAGUGAUUCGCCAAGCUCUUUGAGACUCUCUAAAAUCGCUGUGUGAUGGUUCAAUGGCUGCUGUUUCUAAGGCGAAAAGUCGUGAGGUGAGGCUUGAUCUUCCUGAAAAAAGCCCCCAGAGAGUGAAUCGCCUGGCUAGAUGUGAAAAUGCCUGGAAAUGGCAUUGAGAGGCUGGAGACUAUUUGGUGUAGUUGGAACAAUUGUGGCUUACGUGGUUGGCAUUCUCCUGCUCUCGAUUCUCAGCAUUCAGAAUCACAGUCCUCAGCGCUUCACUUCGCGCGGUUUCGAGAGGCAGCUCAGCACACCACAUGGCAGGGAGCUGGGCACCCUCGGACGUCGCCAGCCGAUUCGAUGGUGUCGUGAGCUGCGAUAUCUGGAUGGACGUCUGCCACUUCCCGUUCGACCUCCGCGAAUGCUGCACACCUUUCCCGGCCAUCCGGCGCUGAUCAUCACCACUAAGCCACCGCCGCCGCCGCCGCUGCCGCCGGUCAGCUCGUCGAAUGAAGCUGCGCCGCACGGAAAAGUCGUGGCUCUGGCCUCCUUUCCGGGCAGCGGAAACACCUGGCUGCGGUAUCUGCUGCAACAGGCCACGGGCAUCCUCACGGGCAGUGUUUACAAAGACUACGGACUGAUGAAGUCAGGCUUCCCAGCGGAAAGUGUAAGAAAUUCCUCGGUGCUCGUUGUGAAGACCCACGAACAUGGGCCUAAAGUGUGGCAGAACUUCGAUAGGGCGAUUCUGCUGGUGCGCGAUCCGCAGAAGGCCAUCCUGGCGGAGUUCAAUCGCCAGAGUGGCGGCCACGUGGGCUUCGCCUCGCCAGAUCGCUACAAACGCACCAAAGGCAGAUAUUGGGAGCAAUUCGUGCGGAAGCAGCUGACGGCGUGGGAGCUGAUGAACCUGGGCUGGGGCAGGAACUUCACGGGACCACUCAAGGUUGUCCUGUACGAUGACUUGGUGGCUGACGUCGGUGGCACUCUUCGCAGUGUUCUGCACUUUCUCAACUGGCCAAUUGACGAGAACAUGUUUUCAUGCGCAAUGUCACGAAAGGAGGGCAUUUACCAGAGGAAGAAGCGCCUGAUGUCCUUCGAUCCAUUCACAGAGGAGAUGAAAGUUCAUCUCGAGGAGAAGCGCACGGAUGUCUUGUCAGCUCUUGGACGCCAAUGAGAGAUCUGAAGGGCCCAAAUCUUUGUUCCAAGCAUGAAAUUGUAAAUCAAAUCAUCAUCCGUGGUAUUUUGUAAACUGAAUGGUGAUUAUUUUAAUACCCACAUCGUGGAAUUAUUAUAUAUGAAAGUCCUCUGCAUUAGUUAAGGACAAUUAGGCGCGCAGAGGUGAGCGUUUCAUUUAGUAUUAUGAGUAUUAUGUAAAAUCGCAGAGGCGACGAAAAAGCGUAAGAUUGAGAAUAUAUAUAAUUGUUGAUACAAGGAGGUGUAGUUGUAGGGCCUAAAAGAAACAUAAACACACAUAUAUAUGACAAGAAUCUUCACCAUAUGAAGGACAUCGAUGUCUUCUUGCACUUAAUUGUAUUAUUUCACAUUUGUAUAGUCAGGAGAAUUUGGGAGGAUUUUACACAUGAGAGAGAAAUUUGAAACUUUGUACAGACGAAGAAGAAGGAAAAAAAAGUAUUGAAGGAAAAAUUGCACAUUUGUACUCUGAUAUAUAUAUAUAUUUCAUAUAUGAUAAGCGUAGGGCGCACAUUUAGUCUAAUAGAAUCACAGGAAGGAUCUAAUACGGGACAUAAAAAAUUGCUAAAUAUACAGAGUAUAAUCUUUGGUGUAAAUCGAAUGUAUUUACUUGAAUGUUAAAAGUCAGUGAUGGGCUAUAUAAAAGGUGCUUUUCUUUAACGUUAAAUCAUUCAGGGCUACAAAAUUUCACUUCGAUAGAAACACUCACUUUAUGCCAACGAAGCACUGUGAAAACGAUUUAGAUUUUAAAACACUAUAUAUUUAAAACUAUUUAGAGAAUGCUCAAUUUGGUAUUAUUUCGCUACUGCAUUCAAAAAAAAACCAAGAUUUCAACUCAAAUAAAUACGGUGUUAAUGUUGAUCAAAAUGAAGAAUAUUAUUAAAUCAAAGAACUAAUUUAUUCACAAAUACUCAAAGAGUUUGCGUUUAUGUCAAUAUGUUCCUUGAAACAAGUGGAAAUCUUGUGCUUUUUGAAUGUCUUUCGUGAAUUUCGUAUUAAUCAGUAUCUUCCAAUGCAAGCCUUUCUUCCAACUCCACUAUCUUUGAUAAACCAUCAGUGCCCAUCCUGAUUGUCGUAUAAUUGCAAAUAACCCUAAUUUUAGGAUCAAGCAAGAUGCUAAUUAGCCAAUAAAAAUUGCUGUCAGCAAAAGUCGUGAAUAUGUUAAAAA
This is a messenger RNA of Phlebotomus argentipes, 2631 nucleotides long. Its product is annotated as WSCD family member AGAP003962. NCBI's taxonomy places the organism in Eukaryota, Metazoa, Arthropoda, Insecta, Diptera, Psychodidae. The transcript is spliced from 6 exons. Bases 442 to 1446 code for a protein of 334 amino acids. The record is from RefSeq and is a predicted model, not a curated record.